UUUUCCCACAUGCUGAGCAGAGGGAGUGCUUCGGUCAUUUGUGGAUGAAUUUGAUCAAAAAAUUUAGAGGAGAAGAAUUUGGGCGCAUGUGGCCAGCAGCAAGAUCUUACACUAGACAGACACACAAAUAUCAUCUUGAUAAGAUAAUGGCAGCAUGUGAUGAGUUUGGUCCAUAGCUGAACACCUACCAUUCUUUGUUAUGGUACAGGUCAGCAUUCAACACUGCCAUCAAGUGUGACCACAUCAACAACAAUUUGGCAGAGAGUUUCAACAACAAGGUGAAGGAGUUAAAAGAUUUGCCUGUGCAUGACAUGGUUGACCAAAUCAGGAUCAUGCUCAUGCGGUUGUGGGAAUUGAGAAGAAGGAUAGGUGAUUGUCUGCAAGGUGAUAAGCUUCCAGCAGUGGUACAACAGGUGGUCAAUAGGAGCAGAUGUCUUUCACAUUUGUUUGUUGAAAAAUCUUCACCUUGGGGUGCUGAAGUGAAGAUAACAAAACUGGAAGGAGACAUGUUGUUAACACUGAAUUGCAUGAUUGCACUUGCCUCGAGUGGCAACACACUGGUAAACCAUGUGAGCAUGCCAUUCUCUUCUUAGCAUCCCAACCGAAGAUAAACAUGCACCCAUAUUUGCAUGAAUAUUAUUCGGUAGCAAGAUUCAAAGCUGCAUAUGCUACUCCAAUUCCAGCACUUACAGAUCAGUCUCAGUGGCCUGAAGUGGACAUUGAAUUUUCCAUGUGUCCUCCCUUGACGAAAAGAAAGGCUGGCAGGCCUAAACAGAGUAGAUUCAAGGCAUGGUUUGAGAAAGGUGGGAGUAGUAAGAAGGGAAAGGAAGAUGGAAAGCCAAAAGGGCUAAAAAAGGUAACAAAAACAGAUGCAAGUUGUGCCAGGAACUUGGGCACAGAGUGGGAUCUGUCAAAUGCCGUUACACUCCUGAUAAGCCAAAGAGGAAGCGAGCAAGUCAGCCCCUUGUUGUUGAACAGUGUUGGCCAACAAAAAAAGCAAGAGUCAAUGGCGGUAGAAAGAAGAGAAGUGUGCCUGAGCCUGAGCAGACUGAAGAAAAUCUUGCUGCAGUCAACAUUCAGACUGAAAAAACUGCUCUCGAGGUUGAAACUGAACCUGAGCGUUUCGAGGUUCAGACUGAAGAAACCCAUGUUGAGGUACACACCGAAGAAACUGAAACUGCUGUCAACAUUGAGACUGAAGACACUGAUCACGAGGGUGUUGGCGAGGUGUUGAAAAGACCAGUGAAGAAAACCAAGAUGAUCAGUGAACUUGUGUGUGUAGUAGAACCAAAAACAAGAAGUGCUAAGGCGAAGAAGGGCACGCGACGUGGUAGGAAGAGGUAGAACAGAGAACAGUUUGAAAAUUUGGGGCAUGUAAUAAUAUUUGUAACUUGGUGCGUACUGGUAGUAACUAUGUAUCCCCGUAUUUCUAUUCGAACUUGUUUGUUGGUACCUUGCCUAAACCAGCCAAAUAAAAUUCAAAUUUAAAUUCAAAUUUGGGCUCAAAUUUGAAUUAGGGAUGGGGUAUUGAUGUUUUAAUGCUAUCUAAAGUACCUCAACUGAAAUAUGUUUGCUUGCUGAUCAUUCCGAGCCAUUUUGGUAAGUUGAACUCAUAGUCAUGAAAAGUGUGUCUCAAAUGACCUCCAAAGGUAGGAUAAACGGCCUCAUAUUUAAGCAAGUUUUUUUGGCACCUUGUCUAAACCAGCCAAAUAA
Molecule: messenger RNA, 1713 nt
Organism: Aegilops tauschii subsp. strangulata
Lineage: Eukaryota; Viridiplantae; Streptophyta; Magnoliopsida; Poales; Poaceae
Source: RefSeq, a predicted model, not a curated record